AUGAUACAUCAUGUGGAAGCAACAUCAUCAAUAACCAAGCGAGAGCCGUCAUUACCUCCCACACCGCCUGUAUCGCUGCAAACACGUAGUAACGAGAUCUUGGAUGAGCUUACUCAACAAUUUGCUGUAUCCACCCACAAGAUGCGUGCCAUCGUCAGCCAUUUUGUAUCUGAAAUGCAAAAAGGAUUGCAAAACGAGGGAGAAACAGUGGCUAUGAUCCCCACAUUUGUAACAGGACGACCAACGGGACAAGAGAAGGGUAAAUACCUUGCCCUUGAUUUAGGUGGAACCUAUUUGCGUGUAUGUGAAGUAUCGUUGCAUGGCAACCGCGACUUUGGUAUUCAUCAACAAAAAUACAAAGUACCUGGAGCAUUAAAGCUGGGAGAGAUGACCCAAUUAUGCGAUUUCAUUGCGGAGUGCGUCAACAAUUUUCUCAGUGAACAAGGUCAUGAUGAUAUCGAUCCAGAAGCUCCUUUGCAACUUGGUUUUACAUUUUCUUUCCCUGUAUUUCAAACAUCCAUCAAUCGUGGAGUGCUCAAGCAAUGGACAAAAGGAUUCUCUUGUAAAAAUGCUGUCGACAAGGAUGUCGUUGUCAUGUUGCAAGAUGCAUUUUCACGUAAAAAGGUGCCAGUAAACAUUGCUGCGAUUGUCAAUGACACGGUGGGCACAUUGAUGGCUUUAGGAUAUAGGCAACCUGAAACUGCCAUUGGUGUUAUCCUUGGUACAGGUACCAAUGCAUGCUAUUAUGAAAAGAUUGACAAGAUCCAAAAAUGGAGUGGUGGCAAAACAGCAUUUGAAGAUAUGGUCAUCAAUACCGAAUGGGGCAUGUUUGAUUGCGAACGCACGGUGUUACCCUUAACGAUCCAUGAUUGCAAGGUUGAUCGUGAAUCCAUCAAUCCACGGCAGCAGAUGUUUGAAAAGAUGAUUUCGGGAAUGUACUUGGGCGAGAUUACACGUAACUGCAUCCUUCACUAUGUCGAUCGGCAAAUGAUGUUUAAAGGCUUUUCCUCGACCGAAUUGAACCAGCCGUAUACUUUUGAGACUGAGUACAUGUCAACCAUUCAAGCCGAUGAUUCAAGUGAUCUUGCUGAAACACGUCAUAUUCUCGAAGAUGUACUCAAGCUGCCAGGAACAACACUUGACGAUCGUCGUACUGUCAAGGCUAUUAUUGAGCUUGUGGGUCGUCGUGCAGCACGACUAUCAGCUUGUGGUCUUGCUGCUGUCAUGGAACUAUCGGAUGUUUUCCAUAGCGGAUGUACAAUUGCUAUUGACGGCUCGCUUUAUGAACACUACCCAGGUUUCGAUAACACGAUGAUGCAGGCACUUAUUGAGUUGUAUGGACCUGAAAUAGAAGCCAAAAUCAGCUUUUCACUUGCAAGAGAUGGGUCUGGUCUUGGUGCUGCAAUCGUUGCCAUGAUCGCUCAUAAGGCUGCUCAACAACAACAACAUCAGGCUGAGGAGCAUGAUUCAUCAUUAUAA
Lichtheimia ornata is the source of this 1479-nucleotide messenger RNA. RefSeq lists its product as uncharacterized. Gene Ontology annotation, biological process: glycolytic process; glucose 6-phosphate metabolic process; intracellular glucose homeostasis. Gene Ontology annotation, cellular component: cytosol; mitochondrion. Gene Ontology annotation, molecular function: mannokinase activity; glucokinase activity; ATP binding. The transcript has 4 exons. NCBI's taxonomy places the organism in Eukaryota, Fungi, Mucoromycota, Mucoromycetes, Mucorales, Lichtheimiaceae. The record is from RefSeq and is a predicted model, not a curated record. The coding region runs from base 1 to 1479 and encodes 492 amino acids.